UUCAAUGGCCUUGACGCGCCUGUUUAUUCGCAGUAACAGCCCAAGACGACAGGUCUUGUAAGGCGCUAAAUCUCAUUCAAUCAGGAUGUCUCUCUUCGGAUCAGGGACUCCUGCCCAGACAGGCUCUGGUAGCCCUUUUGGAGGCUUGAACCUCAACACAAGCGCUCCAGAUCAAGCAGCCAAACGCAAGUCCAUCUUCGAUGCUUCUACCAUGUCCCGACAGCCCACUCCAUCGACUACCCAGUCAUCUCCUUUCUCUGGAUUAGGUACUUCUUCAGCAGCCCCUUCGUCUGGUGGCCUUUUCAGCCUUGGUGGCCCGGCGAAGACAUCUGCCCCAUCCUUCAGCUUCGGAAAUGCAACCACUACCACCGCUCCAGCAACGACCAGCCUCUUUGGCACUACUACUACCACACCUGCACCAAAUGCUGCCCAGGCACAACAGGCUCCGACGUCCUCUCUUUUUGGAGCCUCAGCCGCCACCCAGCCUGCUCAGCCUGCUCAACAAGCAGAGACUGCACCUCCUACCCAACCCCGAGACGCUGGCUACUUUAGUAGUUUGUUAGAGAGACAAAAGAAGAAACCACGACUGCAAGCUGAAAAGGCGGAGGGGAAAUUUGCUGGUUUGAAUCUUGACCUGGGCGAUUUGGCACGACGUGCGCAAGAGAUCCGACAUCGAGACAAAACAUCUCGACCAACAACUAGCGAUAGCCGAGCGCACUACCUACUAGCAGGCUCAGGUGUUGCACCUGGAGAAGCCUACCGUGACUUCCAUGCGUUGGGAGGCGAUGAAAAUGUUUCGUCAUCAAGAGCAGCCGCUCCAACCUUCGCUACUGAAGAUUCGAGCGCCUACCUUCGCGACCUGCGCACCAAAGGACGUGAGGCUAUGCUAAAAGAGAGUAUGGAACGUGUCUAUCGUGAGGUGGACAAUUUUAUCGAAGAGAGCCUCGGCGUCGAUUUUGAGGAACAAAAGCUCAGAGUAAUGGAACAUUUCGGCUUAGUGCCUCCCGACGAUGCUGCAGGCGACAAGUUUGCCUCUUCAAAAGGGGGUUCAUUUGCUAGGACAGCACGAAGUGGCAAGGAUGGCGCCGUCGGGGCUUCGCAGGGUCCUCGAAGCGUCUUCGGCCGCUCAGCCAUUGAAAAGUCGUUGAUCGGCGCUCCGGGCUCAGUGAAUGGUGCUUCGUCAUUCUUCAAAUCCGACGGACUCUCUUCAACAGCUGGCGGCAUGUCCAGAGGUCAAAGCCUUCGCGGUUUGAGGGAGAGGGAAAAGGCGUUUAUCACAAAGGUGGAGCAGCUGAACAAUGCCAGGCUACAAGACUCUGAAGUCCCCCUCUUGCAAUGGUUUGGUGAGGUGGAGGAGAAACAUUUGGGUGAAAGCCCUCGUCAAAUUAUCGAUGCCUACUAUGCUUUACGGGAAAUUACAAAGGAAAGUUCGUCGGCGAUCAAGGAACGAGCUUACGCUCCCGCAUACCUCGAAGAUAAGAAGCUGAAUGAUGGAACCCACCUCAACAAGCAGAUUCUGGCAGGGUCGAGAGUUCAUCUCGAAAAGUCCUUUUGGCGAGAGGUGAAGUCAUUGAUUGAGAAAAACGCGAGAGAAGCAGCGCUGGGUGGGCAGCCUAGUGUGAUCAACAUCGUUCGUGCAUAUAUCCGGCUGCGGGUUGCACGCCGAGACCUGGCCCCGGACGGUAUGGAGCUUCAACAAACAGAAGACUCAAGCAGUGGCAACAAACUCGAUUACUGCUGGGCACUCAUAUUCUAUCUGCUUCGAUGUGGCUUUGUCAAAGAUGCGGCCGAAUAUGUGGAUUCAGACCCAGCUUUCAAGUCUGUGGGUGGGCGGUUUGUUCAGUACUUGAAAGCAUACUCAGAGAGUCCGGAUCGACGACUUCCUCGCAAACUACAAGAGUAUGUCAAUGGCGACUGGAUCCAACGAGCUAAACACGGAGGGAAGAAUGUGGACCCUUACCAAAUGGCAUGCUACAAAAUCGUGGGACGCUGCGACUUGUCUUCAAGGAGCUUGGACAGUAUUGGGCAAGGGGUUGAAGACUGGUUGUGGUUGCAGUUCAGCAUUGCUCGAGAGCCGGAAAUGAUGGAAGAGAUCUCUGGUGAGCUUUAUGGACUGGAGCAGAUCCGCGAGGCUUUCUUGGAGAUUGGAGAGAAGCACUUUCAGAAGAACCAGGUUGAGGGCACCAGCGCAUAUGGCACCUUCUUCCUGAUGCAGAUCCUGUGUGGCUUAUUUGAGCAAGCGGUCGACUACCUGCACACAUUUAAUCCUGUCAGCGCCGUUCAUUUUUCUAUCGCCCUGGCGUAUUAUGGCCUCCUCCGAGUGUCGGAUUUUUCUGUGGCGGGCAACGAACUAUUGACUGUUUCAACGACGCAGCAAGCUUUGCUUAACUUUGUCCCAUUGGUGGCACACUAUACAGGUGACUUCCGCACGGCGAUGCCAGUGGCUGCGGUGGACUAUCUCAGUCUAAUUUGUUUGAAUUCCGACCUGAAGCCGGCUAGCCUUGGACAGGUCCAGACGGACGCUUGCCAUGAAUGCUUGCGAGAACUUUGUCUUGAAACCCGCGAGUUCGCCAAGUUGCUGGGAGACAUUCGCAGCGACGGCACACGAAUCGCAGGGGCUAUUGAAGUCCGUGCUAAGUUGAUCAAGCUCGAGAGCCGGACGGAAUUUUUGCGCAACAUCACAAGCCAGUCUGCGGCAACGGCUGAUCAACGUGGACAAAUCUCGGAUGCAGUUCUGCUGUACCAUCUCUGUGAAGAUUAUGACAAUGUCAUCAGUGUGCUGAAUCGGACGCUCGCUGACGCGGUGACCCUGGACUUGGGCGACUCGCCGUUGCAGCUGCAGCCAUUGAAACCACGACGGGCAGAUGGACAAACAGAGUCAACCAUCAGCGUACAAGCAGGCGGGCCUCAGUCGUCGUUGUCCUUGACGCAAUCCACAUCAUCACCCGUGGAGUUGGCGCGAAACAUGGUUUCGCUUUACAAUGAAAACGCAGCGUAUCACAACAAGAUCUCGGAGACGAAUCGAAAAGUUUGCGGAGCACUGCUUCAAUUGCUUUCCGCGCGAGCACAUUUGGAAGCGAACCCACCGCGAUACAUGACAGCAUUGGAGGAAUUGAACGAUUUGGACAUUCUGCCGCUGUCUGCGAACGGAUCAAUCCCUAUUAUUCGAUCUGCUGCCAACGCAUUUGGACAACUGCCACAGCUCCUGGCGCGCUGUGCUGGAAUCAGCGUUGUUUGGGCGGUGCGAGCUAUUGGCGGACAACGCGAGACGAUCCUUCAAAAUGGGCGAUGGGAAGCCGGCUAUGGAGGGGACGCAGAUGGCAUGAAGGACCAAUUGAACGAUAUGGCCAAGGACUUGAUGGUCUUUGCAGGAUUGGUCAAGUACAAACUACCUGGACGCGUUUACGACAUGUUGACGCGAGCGGGAGGAGAGGUGGGAGGUUUUUAAUGCAUAGCCAGAGCAUGAGGGAUGUAUCGCGUGUUCUGGUCAAGGUCAGAUAGACUAGGAGAGAGAAUCCGAAUGCCUCAACGGUCGUUCUAUCAGGAUGCUACCAAUGAGGUCAUGAUGUGUAAA
Molecule: messenger RNA, 3574 nt
Organism: Exophiala mesophila
Lineage: Eukaryota; Fungi; Ascomycota; Eurotiomycetes; Chaetothyriales; Herpotrichiellaceae
Exons: 2
Coding region: 86-3448 (1120 amino acids)
Biological process (GO): protein import into nucleus; poly(A)+ mRNA export from nucleus
Cellular component (GO): nuclear pore
Molecular function (GO): structural constituent of nuclear pore
Source: RefSeq, a predicted model, not a curated record